GCAGGGAGGCUCUCGGUGGCUCGACCCUUCCUCCCUUUCUGCUGCGUUUAACCGUUCAAACUCUCCAAACCGCCCGAUUUCAUAAUUUCCUGGAACCUUCAGGAGCAACUUUAACAAGACCGGGGACGAUAAAACCCACAACUGUUUAUUGGAUUUCCUUCCAUUUUUCUCCUUUAGGGUAUUUUUAGCCGAGCUUUUUUUUUAUUUUUUUCUCUCUCUCUCUCAAUCAGCCGGGGCUCGACCGAGGAGGAUUUAACGAAGGAGUUACAUGCUUGUUUCUAUGGUAACGCAGCGUUUCCAGCGCCUUUGAAGGACCGAAGGUUAUCAGCGAGCAUCCAGCAAACUCUGAAGCUCUCUCCACCAAUGAGCAGCCAGACCAACGGCGGGGAGGCGGUCCCCGCGUCUCGGUCCAAUCAGAGGUCGUUUCUGGAUGACAUCAUCCUGACCUUCAGCUCCCCGAUGGCCUGGCUGCUGGUGGUGGCUCUGGUCAUCACCUGGUCGGGAGUCGCCAUCGUCCUGUUCGACCUGCUCGACUAUAAAACUCUGGCAGACUACACGUCAUACUGUGACGACCCCGUGUGUUUAUCUCACGGUCUUCCUCCUCCGGCUGCCAUCGCCAAGAGAGGCCUGAAGGCCAGAGGUGGGAUUCGUCCAAUCAGAUCGAGCCCCGCCGUGGUCCCCGCUGACAUCGCGGCGGAGGAGAGCGCCGAUUGGCUGGAGAUGAUGUGGAGCUUUGCAGCCAGCCUGGUGGCUCCUGAGGAGGAGGAGGAGGAAGGUAUUCAGCAGCUAACCGAAACGCUCACAUCUUUUCACUCAGAGGAACUUUGAAGGAACCGAGAACGUUGAAGUUGUGGAACAGAAGAAGAAGAAGGAGAAGCAGAGAAGCAGAAGGAUGUUGUAAAUUAUGUCCCCCUCGUGUUAUUUUCUGUCUGUUGUUAACUUGGUGAAUUAAAAACUCUCCAAACUCAGA
Messenger RNA from Stegastes partitus (bicolor damselfish), 970 nucleotides. RefSeq names its product triadin-like. Gene Ontology annotation, cellular component: sarcoplasmic reticulum; membrane. The coding region runs from base 364 to 828 and encodes 154 amino acids. The record is from RefSeq and is a predicted model, not a curated record. The transcript is spliced from 6 exons. Gene Ontology annotation, molecular function: signaling receptor binding. NCBI's taxonomy places the organism in Eukaryota, Metazoa, Chordata, Actinopteri, Pomacentridae.